AUGACCAAGAAGAAUCAACAGCAACAACUAUUACAACAACAACAACAACAACAACAAUUACAAUUACAACAACAGAUGCAACAGCAACAACAACAACAACAACAGUUGGAUAUUAAGAAUGAGCCUGAUGAUAGUGACUCGGAUUCAGAUAGAGAGCGAAAGAAGAAUAGGAGUAGGGCUAAUCAGAAUCUGGCGAGCAGGAACUAUAGACAGAGAAAGAAGGAGUACAUCCGCGAUAUAGAGGAGAAGUUGGCUGUGUUGGCACUCGAGAAUGACCAGCUAAAGAAGGAGAACCUCAACUUGAAGAAGGGCGGUGGUCUCGAGAUCAUGAAGCCCGACCCUGCCUUCAUCACAAUGAUGAUGGAAGCCAAGCAGAUCAUCAUCCAGCUGGAUGUGGCCAUCAAGAAGAACGACGACCGAUCGCUCAUCUAUCUGCUGCAACUCUUUCAUCUGUCCAUCGAGAAGCGACACAGCAUCAUUGAGCGCGAGGUCGAGAAGAUGGUGCAUCCAUACACACAGGCCAAGCUGGCUGCCAUGGGCUACGUGCCGUCACUUGAGAACCCGAUGAUCUCAUCGAUCAGUGGGCCAUCCUCGGAUGGCUGGUGGCUCAAGUACAUGCAGGAGGCACAGAUCACAGAGGAGCAGGCUCAGGCCAUCAAGCAACUGCGCUCCAAUCACUGGAAGGCUGACAUUGAGUUGCGAAACGAACGUGAGCGUUUGGAUCGCUCCAUCAAGGAGUUUUACCUGAGCAAGGUGAUGGUGUUCCCCACCAACGAGCGUCUCAACAAGUCGUUCGCAGCCAACCUGUCGAUCACUGACGCGCCAAUGCCGCAGCCCAUCAACAACACGAUUGCCGAUACCAACGCCGUCGACAUCUCCGAGAUACUCGAGUUCACCAGGAAGCUGGAGCACCUGAAAAAGAACUUUGUCAAGCAGCGUACCCUCAUGGAGGACACGCACGCCGCUCUCUCGGCCAUCCUCACGCCACGACAAGAGGCAAUGCUUCUCGUGCGUGUACAUUACUCGACUCGAUACGACUUUGCCAACAUGGAGAUGCUCAAGAACGUUUGGGGAAGCGUCUCCAAGGACUCCAACUUCCCGCCUCCUCCACCCCAGUUUCCACCAUCGCUUCUCAACAACAACGUCAACCAAAUCAACAACAAUCUGUUGACCAUCCAAAACAUGUACAGUCCGUACUCAAACAACAACACCACAUCCACCACCUCCACAACCACAACACCAUCAUCGAAUAACCAGCAGCAGCAGCAGCUUCAAUCACCUCAACUCAUCAAUCAACACAACGCCAGUCUCAAUAACAAUACAUCUUCACCGUUGUUGACCAACCAGAACAGCAACAAUAACGCACAGGCGCCACCUUUGUUGGCACAACACAACCAUCCAAUCCAGAGCAACACUGGAUACUACUAG
Molecule: messenger RNA, 1428 nt
Organism: Acytostelium subglobosum LB1
Lineage: Eukaryota; Evosea; Eumycetozoa; Acytosteliales; Acytosteliaceae
Exons: 1
Coding region: 1-1428 (475 amino acids)
Biological process (GO): regulation of transcription by RNA polymerase II
Cellular component (GO): nucleus
Molecular function (GO): DNA-binding transcription factor activity; transcription cis-regulatory region binding
Source: RefSeq, a predicted model, not a curated record